Molecule: messenger RNA, 1119 nt
Organism: Cladophialophora carrionii CBS 160.54
Lineage: Eukaryota; Fungi; Ascomycota; Eurotiomycetes; Chaetothyriales; Herpotrichiellaceae
Exons: 3
Coding region: 1-1119 (372 amino acids)
Biological process (GO): regulation of DNA-templated transcription
Cellular component (GO): mitochondrion
Molecular function (GO): oxidoreductase activity
Source: RefSeq, a predicted model, not a curated record
AUGGCCUCCGUCAAAGAUUCAAUACCACAUAUCAUCAGGACUGCUGAAGAGCCUCGUCAGCAAGGUGUAUGGUCGGCACGACUGAGCAAAGUUGACCAGGUCAACUCUAAGAUACGGCUAUUGAGGCUCAGUUUGCCCAAGGAUGGGCCGCCCCUCCGCCACCUCCCAGGUCAAUACGUAGACCUGUAUAUCCCGAACAUCGAUGUCGUUGGAGGCUUCACCAUCACCUCUCCUCCCCAAGCGUCUGUCCAGAGCCAGGAAGAUCCGCACAUUGAAUUGGCAAUUCAAGACUCCCCGUCAAACCCUCCCGCGGCAUACCUAUGGCGUCCCGUGUCAGACAUCCUCGACUCGACCGUGAGUUUCAGGGUGGGAGGCAGCUUCGUCUAUCCACCGCCAACCCUCAAGCGAGAAGAACGCGAAAGAAUUGACAGAGUGGUCUUCGUGGCCGGAGGAGUCGGGAUCAACCCAAUCAUGAGCAUGAUCUCAGCCAUGCACGAAGCCGGGGCCAAUAGACUGGGCGGGAUGCCCAUGGAAGUAAGCGUCCUUUACAGCGCACGACGGGAAAAGAACGCAGAGACCGACCAAGAGGAGGACAUCCUGUUCGCGACCAGACUCGCCGAUAUUGCACAUCACUGGAAACACCACGUGCAAGUAAACUUCCGAUACACGCAGUUCAUCACGGGGGUUAAAUCCGAAGAGCCUACGGACAGAUCGGAGGCUAGGCGCUCCUUCGCGGCAGCAAUAAAGACUCGAUUUCCCGAUCGGCCCGAAAUCUCCGACCAAUACUCCCAGAUCAUGCAGAACUACGUGAGCCGGAGUCCGAACACGGUCUCCUGGCGGAACACGUACUCGCAACUGUCGCGGCUGUUCAAUUCUGCGGGGGCGCCCGACCUGCUGGAGCGGUACAACGAGAUUGACUCGGGGCCUGGAGUCCAACCAACGCAAUAUAGACGCAUUCAGGAGCAUGAUCUCGAGGAAGCUCUCGGCCCAGAAGACCGCAGGGACACCGUGAUCGUGUACGUGUGCGGCUUGCCAGCCAUGACGGACCAGUUCGUCGCGUGGUUCCGGACCCAGCGCGGGAUGGAAGAGAAGAGAGUCCUCUGUGAGAAGUGGUGGUGA